UAGGUAUUGCGCAUUUCUCCGAUAAUUCGCGUAGAUCCGUCCAGAACACCUGGGCGGGGAGUUAGGAAUGCACUUGGAAGCGGUUCCGUCGGAAAGGGCCGUGGAAGCGUCGCCGUCGGCGUCAAGCUCCACGUCGGUGUCGUCACCAGAGUCACCGGCAGCGUCGGCCACCGCCGUCUAUGAACGAGUGGCGGAUUUCCUGUCGAAUAUGCGAUCAGUAAAUCCGGAAGUUGUGCGAGCGACAGAUCCCUGGUACGCCUUGCGCUUCUUUGGCCGCAUGUUGCGGGAACAAGAUAAGACCUACUAUCACCUGAGCCGCAGGACAGAUGAGCUCAAGGUGUUUUGGAGCCAUUCCUGGCAUGGAUCCGCACAGAGCAAGAUCUUGGUGUUGUUGCUGAUGUACAACGGCUUCGCAGCGAUUUUUGUGGGCAAUCUGGUGGCGUUGACCGCAGUUGCCUUGAGCUCAUAUGGGCUCCUACCGGGCUACGAAUGGUCACCUAUCCUGGAGCCGGAGGAACAUUACAUCGCUGCACCAUGGGGUGUGUCGCUGGGAUGCCUCUCCGCUCUGAUUACCUUGAUCAUUUGGCGUCCAAGAAGCACUCCGAUCUUCCUGGACCGCGCUUGCAUCAAUGCCGAAGAUCACACCAUGCAAAUGCAAGGGAUCCUCAGUAUCGGGGCCAUGCUCAAGCAGUCGGAGUCCAUGCUGGUUCUAUGGGACACCACCUUUGUGGAGCGUUUGUGGUGCAUUUUUGAGAUCGCCGCAUACUUGCAGAGCCACAAGGGCCGGGAGCAGUCGCUGGUGGUAAGGCCGACGGCGCUCGGGGUCAGCACGCUGGCGGUCUUUGGCCUCACCGCCUUCCGCUCAAGCGUCCAGGUGGUGAUCUCCUAUUCCGACUUGGACCCCGCCAAAGCGGCGAUGUUCAACGUCGUCGUCACCGGCUUCUCCAUUCUGUUCUUCGGGCUCACGGCGAGCCUCUUCCGGGCGCACUUCGCGUCACUGGAGACGAUGCAGGCACAGCUCAGCUCGUUUAGCAUGAAGGACGCCAAGGCCAGCUGCUGCAGCCUGGGCCAUGUGAGUCCCUCAGGGGUGCCAGUGGCCUGCGAUCGAGUCAUCCUCACCGAGUGCAUCGAGAAGUGGUUCGGCUCCGUCGAGGCCUUCGAAGAGUCGGUGCAGACCCAGGUGGCCGAAGCCUUGAAGAAGAGCAUGGGGGACCGGGUGAUCUUUCCCAGGGCCUGGUUGGUGGGCGUGGCCAUCCCGGCCUUCUGGGCGACCCUGGACAUGGCCGCCUCGCGGUGGCGGGCGGGCGAGACGGCCAAGGGCAACGUGGUGCUCAUCCGUGCGGUGACUUGGUGGUUGGGGGGCGCGCCUUUGGUGCUGUCCUUGGCCUCCGGACUGGGCCACAUCUUCCGGAAGCGCCGGCAGAAGGUGUGUGACCUGGCCAUCACGGGGCUGAUGGGCGUUCUCAUGGCGCUGAUGUUUGCCGGCAUCGCCGGUAUACAGAUUGUCCUCGAAGAAGGAAUGCAAAACCUGGAGGCAGCGGUGGUGUUCUUGGUGAUCGUCGAGUGCUUGCUGUGCCUGGUCCUCCGGCCUCGGUGCUCAGGCAAGGCUCCAGCCUUCGACGCAAGAAGAGGCCACACAACUACGGACCUCGGACAAGGAGACAGAUGCUGACGCACGUGGUCUGAAAACUUUUGCAGGGCUUUCGUGCAGAUGGCGCGAACAAGUACGCCCUGAUUUCGAGGCGUUGCUUGCAAAGCAGGUUAAUUCACUUGAGCAGCGCCAACCCCCAUUGGCCAUUUUAAGUACGUCCACUUGCAGCCUGACUUGGUCUUAUGGUGAUAGCGCGGCCAAUAAAC
This is a messenger RNA of Effrenium voratum, 1857 nucleotides long. The record is from the annotation of a GenBank genome assembly. Lineage: Eukaryota; Dinophyceae; Suessiales; Symbiodiniaceae.